This is a messenger RNA of Eleginops maclovinus (Patagonian blennie), 4813 nucleotides long. Its product is annotated as Krueppel-like factor 15. Bases 353 to 2008 code for a protein of 551 amino acids. Gene Ontology annotation, molecular function: DNA-binding transcription factor activity, RNA polymerase II-specific; RNA polymerase II cis-regulatory region sequence-specific DNA binding. Gene Ontology annotation, biological process: regulation of transcription by RNA polymerase II. The record is from RefSeq and is a predicted model, not a curated record. Lineage: Eukaryota; Metazoa; Chordata; Actinopteri; Perciformes; Eleginopidae. The transcript is spliced from 3 exons.
CUCUGGAGAGAGAGUGAUAGUUUGUGUUUGCUUGUGUGUGAGCGUGUGUGUGUGUGUGUGUGUGUGUGUGUGAGAGAGAGAGAGAGAGAGAGAGAGAGAGAGAGAGAGAGAGAGAGAGAAUGUGGAGGCGUAGAGCAAUGCAAAGACCGUGUCGUGGAGUUACAUUGCCAUUACGCACUAUUACGCACUGACAGCCACCUUCAAGAGAAGAGUCGCAAAGGAGUGGAUUGUUGGAUUCCUCAAUUGUGCAAAUAGAAGACAGAAGUUUCUCAUCAACUUUCAACCGAUCAGCAGCAGAACAGAUUGAUCUUCCGAGCAGCGCAGAGGCCAGCUGCCAUCCAUCCGCACAGGAAUGGUGGAUCACUUGCCGCUUGGUGAGGAGACCUUCCUGUAUUAUACUGGCUCCCCGGAGUCCGACUACAACUACCACGCCAAUGGUGGCGCGUUGCCCGGUAGCAUGGUAACUGACGCUUGCAUCUACGAUCACCACCACCCCUACCAAGGGGUGGCACUUUCCUCUUCCCCUCGCCUGUCUGAGGAUGACCUCAGCGACUCCUCCAGCCCUCGGUCCUCCCUCUGCUCCAGCCCAGAGUCCUCGUCGCCGACGUUGCGGCACGUCCUCGCCUCCAGUUACGAAAGCAGGAGCAGCAGGAGCAGCGGGAGCUGUAGCUCUUCCGGAGGCGAGAGUCAGGAAAGUUUGCUUGACCUCCUCCUCUCACAGGCCUCCAUUACCACCUCAUUAAGCUCUCAUGCCAACAGCAGCUCUCACUCUUCGCUAUCCCUAUCCACUGCCCCCUCUUUUUCAUCCUCAUCCGCCCCUCUUUUACCAAUGGGCCUGGCCUGGGAGUCUAAGAGGGAGCAGCGGUUGACUCUCAUCCAUCAGCAGGCCAAAGAGGAUGGUUACGAGUUUCCUGUCUUCCUGGACGAACUGCAGGAUCCUACGGCACUUCUCUUUCAGCCCACCCUGGAGGAGAUUGAGGAGUUCCUGGAGGAGAACAUGGUGGUGGCAAUGGAGAAGGAAGAGGAGCGGAGUGAUGAGGCGAUGUCGCCAUUGUCGGAAGACGCUGAGGCAAAAGGUUCCAGGACAUUAUCAGAGGAACUUGCAUCUUUGCCACAGAAUUCAGAUCAGACUGUGCCUGUGGUUCAUCCUCCACUCUCCUCCUAUGCAGAGACCAAACAUACACCAUGUGCAUCGGACAUGGACAGUUCACCAUCAACAGUGGAUGCUAGUUGUAUAGGUGGUUCUACCAGUAGUGUUGAUGGGAUAAAACAAGAGGAUUGUGGGUCCCCACCAGCCUCAUCAGAAGGUACAAGUGCCUCCAGUGUGCCUGUCAUCCUCCAAAUCCAGCCCAUACAGAUCAAACAAGAGCCAAACCCUAGCGCAGUAUCAGAAGAUGCGACACAUCAAACCCAGUCCCAGAAAUCCCAAUCACAGCCAAACCAGGCCCCGUCAGAUAUAAAAAUUGCCCAACUCCUGGUCAACAUCCAGGGGCAGACCUUUGCCUUGGUGCCUCAGCUGCUUUCCCCGACAAACAUUGCCAACUCGAGCAAAAACGGAAACACCCUUUCGCCCAAAUUUGUGCGGAUUGCACCGGUGCCUAUUGCAGCGAAACCCAUUGGGCUCGGGGAAGGCGGGUUAGGAGGUGGCGCAAAUGCAGGGGUCCUUGUCGGAGGUCAGAGGUACCAGAAGAGUGCAGUAGCAGACCUCAUUAAAAUGCACAAGUGCUCUUUUCCUGGCUGCAAUAAGAUGUACACAAAGAGUAGUCACCUAAAAGCCCAUCUGAGGAGGCACACAGGGGAGAAACCAUUUGCCUGCACAUGGCCCGGCUGUGGAUGGAGGUUUUCCCGGUCCGACGAGCUGUCCCGACACCGCCGCUCCCACUCAGGAGUGAAACCAUACCAGUGCAUCGUAUGCGAAAAGAAGUUCGCCCGCAGCGAUCACCUGUCGAAACACCUCAAAGUCCACCGCUUUCCACGAAGCAGCAGGACAGGACGCUCUGCCAACUGACUCUUCUGAUCCCACUUUGACAGACUGACGCUUACAAAGAGGGGGAAAUGGGUGCUGCUGCGCUCAUGUAUGUGUGUGUAUUUGUGUGCGACGAAAGACAGGAGGGGAGGGGAGUGAAAGGCCAAACACCUUUUAAAAGAGUCCUUGCAGGACUCUUGAGCUGGUGUGUGUUUAUGUGUACGCGUGACGUACAUUCAUGGUACUGUUAUAAUUUAUUGGGUGGCGAGGAAAAGACUGUAAAAACUAACUAAAACAGAAAACUGUUACUUGACACAACACCCUCACAGGUGGAAUAAGCUUUUUGUAUAUUACAACUUUUUUUGUCAAAUCUUUAAGCCUAUUUCAUUUGAGGGAAGAUUUGCUACUUUAUUUUUACACUUUGGGGUGUGUGUGGUAUUGUUAUUGCUGGAGUCAAAAGCCUUAUAUAAAUGAAAAAAUGCAUCACUAAGGGGUCUGCUAACUACUUAAAACCCCAUUUUGUACCUUCCUGGAGCCAAAUGUUGUUUUAAAGAAAAAGCAAAAACUCAUCGCUUAAUGGCUUGAAUUGAUUUGUGUUUGCCAAACCACAAGAGCUUACUAACCAUUGAGAACCAUUGGAAACCAUUGGAAACCAUUGGGAACCAUUGGGAACCAUUGGGAACCAUUGGGAACCAUUGGGGCCUUGGUUAAAUAUUUGUCAACAGAGUAAAUAAUGCAUUAACAUUCCUGUAGAUUUGAAUAAGUGUCUCUCUGUGGCCUUUGAGUGUUUUUACAGGAAGUAACCUCAAACACAAGAACAAUGCUCAUGUUCAUGUUGAAUUACUGCUCACCAUCAAACAUCAUGUCACCAUGUAAUUUGCACUGGCACACAGGACAUUUCUGGUUGUCUGCCCACAGUUUGUUUUCUAAGUAUUGUGAUCUGACUUCAUUUUUACAUUUCCAGAUCCAAACAAACUACAUCCAAUGGUAAUCUGUGGAAUAUUUCAAUUUAACGCUUUGUCUUCAACUCAUCAUGUACCACAUCAUUUCUUUUCUAGUUUUGUGAUGCCAUAUCAUUUAUAAUUGUAUGUCACUUCAUUUACUUCAUGUCAAGAAAUGUGAUAAAAAUUCAAUACGUUAGUGACACACAGGGAAGGGCUACUGUUAUAAUUAGUCUUAAUGGGCUUAUUUUGACAAAGAUUUUACAUAUCAAAUGAUAUGAAAUUAUAUAAAUAAUUCAAAUGGAUAUUUUUUGCACUUGUUGCCUAUUCGUUGAGACUCAAAUCAUGCGCCGCAACAUCAAAUAAUAGUUUUACCCCAGAUCUACUAAAUAAAAGCAAGCAUAUGGACGUUUUGCUCAACAGCACCCCCUGUUAUCCAAAGAGCAAUUACAGGAUAACUGCAAAUAGCAUAACCUAGCAUAGCAUAAAAGUAGCACAAAAGACAGUGUCAAGAAAUAUUUCCCACUUGAGCUACUGUUCAUACCAGACUAAGUAAGUUUGUAUCAACAGAACGCUUUAUUAAAGUUAGAAAAGCAGUGCUAUAUUGCAUAUAUUUUAUAUUUUAAAUCAACAUUUUUUAUUUGUGAAUGAAAAUGUUGUACCUUUCUCAAAGAGGCAUGAAGUAAAAAUGUUGCCUCGCCAUUACAAACCUUUUCUUCCCAUAAAACAUUUUAUAUUCAGUUCCUCCAACAAUUUGAAUUCAUGAAUGAAAAAUGAAAUGAUUUGCAUUUCAAAGUUAACCCCAUUUUUUUGUGUUUAUUUGUUUAGACUGGAAUGUUGUGUCAUUACAUCAUGAAUUGCCAUCUAAGAAGGAUUUGUAAUGAUUCAUUUUCUUGUUGGGGGGUCUUAUCACUUAAAGUAUAGUUUCCAAAGGUAAAUAGAGAAUUGCAGAGCAUUCAAAAAACAUGUUUUAUGGGUUCUCUGUCUUGAAUAUAUAACAGAUCUUGCCAUGAAAUUACAUCUUGCCAUGAAGUGAAACGACUUUGUCUUGUACUGUAGGACAACAGUGACUGUUAAGCUUUUUUGUUAUAUUACUUUUACUUGUAUUGAUUUUCUAGUGUGCGUCAUCCUGCAUCUCAGUUCGAUUAAACCAAAUGUGUCGCAAAUGGGGGGACGCAAAAUGCCUGCUGCACGGACACGGUUGCAUGUGCCAUCAAGUCAAGAAUCAGUUAUCACCAUUCGGUAUUGAAAUGAUUUGAAGAAAGGAAAGCUUGAACUGGAAAGGGGUUGAUUUGUAAAUGUUUGAUUUGCCAACCCCAACUCUCACCCACAAUGAUUGACAAACCCUUUGAGUGUUGGGUACGCAGAAGCUGAAGAGGCGCUGUAUGGAAGAAUUAUCGAUAUCAAGCAUUCCUUCCAUACAAUCAGAAGAGAGACUUUUCUGAAUGGGUGUCAUAUUUGAGCCUGUGAAUGUAUGUAAAUACUGUAUAUGCAUCUAAAAGGAGAACUGAAAUAUUCUUCUAGUGAUUUAUGUGAUUGUGAUAUAUUUUUAAAAUAUAUGUAAAGAAAGAGUACGUAACGUGAUAAUUCAAAUAUAGAGUGAAAAAUGUAGCGACUUUGGUUCGUUUUUUACACAACAAAGAUAAAAAGGCUUAUCAAAUGUUUCAUAAUACAUCCCUGGAUUAUUAUUUGUUAUGCAUUUUUCCCUAAGCUAACAUUUUCUUAACUUGCACACCCACUUUGUCUGGUGCAAAUUGCAAUACAGCAAAAAUGUAUUAUGAAACAUGUGAUGAGUAUGUUGUGUGCUCUGUAAACCGAUAAAAAUAAAGAGUUGUUUAAAAUGUUAUAUUUUUGCUUUUGUUCAUAUGUAAAACACAUUUACAAUAAAAAUCCUCCUGAAGAUAAA